Messenger RNA from Metopolophium dirhodum (rose-grain aphid), 888 nucleotides. RefSeq lists its product as uncharacterized. The coding region runs from base 1 to 888 and encodes 295 amino acids. The record is from RefSeq and is a predicted model, not a curated record. The transcript has 5 exons. Lineage: Eukaryota; Metazoa; Arthropoda; Insecta; Hemiptera; Aphididae.
AUGAACAACAUAUAUUCCGUAGAUAUACAAUUCAACUUGUUUAUUUCAACUUUGGAAAGUUGGUGGACCAAUCCAUUCAAUGACAUGGGAUACAGUCAACCACAAUUGCCAACAACCAUUGGGAAUUUUCAAAUAAUUGUAGAUGAUGAAUCGAUAGUUGAAUUUUUCGUCCCAACAAUAAUUGAUUUUAACAAACGUUUGAUUUUGGCAUGCCUUUAUAUCUAUUACAAAUAUUCCGUCAAUAAAAAACACACAUUGUACAAUAUUUAUAAUCAUAUCACCGUAGUAAUGUGCAUAAUAAGGCAUCGUUUUAUUAACAAAUCAGGAACUAAAAAAGUACUAUUACAGUUAACAGAAGAAAAUUACCUAACAAAAAAUAUUAAAAACGAAUAUCAGGGAAAAUUAUCAAUUAUUGAAGAAAUCACAAAACACAAAGAUGAAGGCAUUAUAAAUGAAAUUUUAAUCAUAACAGAAGAAGUGUACAUGAAAACAGCAAUAUUUUAUAAUCUUCCAACGACAGUAUUUUCGAAAUAUAUUCAAAAAUGUACAGGACCAGUCAAUAGGGAACUAAUUUUCGAAAAAUUUCAAAAAAAAAUCAAUUUCAUCAAAAAAUUUUUAAUUUAUAUAACAGACAUCCAUCAAACAACCUUCGAUACUAUACACAGAACUUAUAAUAAUGAAACAGAAAUUUACAAGAAAGAAUUACAAAACCUCUUAGCCACACUUCCAAAAAUAACAAAAGACUCAACAUUGACAGCACAAGAAAUCAAAGAACUAAUAGCAAAACAUCACUCUCAGAAUCCAACAAAUUAUUUCCAAAAAUCAAACUUAUCACCAUCAACAUUAAAAUCAUUUUCAUCUUCAAAAUUACAAUUUUAUCGAGUUUGA